CAGCCGCCACAGCAGCGCACCUGCGGCUUUAAGUGAACCAAACGGUGGAAUACAAAAAAAAAAGCCCCGAAUAAAAAAACAAACAGAACACACACACACACACACACACACACACACAAAAAAAGAGUUGAGUAUCUCAACAAGCAUAGAGGCAACAAAUACUAAAGUUUCGACCCGUUUCAACAACGAGAAGACCGCAAAAACAGACGGGGGCAGACACAAUAAAAGUCGGCCAGCGGCCAAAAACGCGCUCAUUGCGUGUGCGCUGUUUUCGCAACGUGCAACGGAAAAUUAGCCAUCCACCUAGCCAGGCAGUCAGCUAGGCAGUCAGCCAGUGUUGGAGAGUGUGUGGGCAUACCACAUAGAGAGAGAUACAAGAUACGGAAUACGGAAUACGAAAUACCAGAGAUACGACGAGACAUGGCCAGGAUGAGGAUGCGUGUCGCAUUUGUUGGAUUAAUUGUGUGCUGGCUGGCAGUUUGUCAACCGCAAGCGGAGGCGCAGUUCGCGGGAUUCGGCUUCCAGCCACAGCCACAGCAGCAGUUCUACCAGCAGCAGCCACAGCCACAGCAGCAGUUCUACCAGCAGCAGCCGCGCCAGCGUCAGGGAUCCGUGUCCAAGGCCAAUACGAACGCCUAUGAGCGGCAGGUGGACUUCGGCAACAAUGUGGAGUACACCCAGGGACUGGCGAAUUCGCGCGCUGUCACCAGGCAGAACGGUCAGCGCACGGUGACCAACAGCCAGGCCCAGAACCGCGACGUGGACAUCGGGGGCCUGCAGCUGGGCAACACCUUGACCCGCACCAAGACCAAUGCCAAUGGCGCCGUCUCCCAGGGCAUUUCCGAUCAGUUCAGAAUCGGCAACCUGGGCCUGGGCGCCUCGCUGUCGCCCACGAACCUGCAGCAGGGGCUGGGACUGCAGCGCGGCGCGGACGGGGACCUGCGUCUGGGCCUCGGAGUGCUCAGCCUGGAUCUGGAUCGCAAUGUGGCCAACUCGAACACGCUGUCGCAGGCCCAGGUGAAUGCCCAGGGCAAGGGGGCGCGCGUCAAAUCGAACAGCAACGCCCAGACGAACACCCAGCAAUACGGCGGCGUCACCGUCACCGACACCCGCGCCAAUUCGAAUGCCGUGGGCAAGGCCCGCCGCGGCCAGACCUCGGCCAACACGGGCGGCUUUGGCCAGACCUUCGGCGGUCCCUUCCAGCGGCGUGUGGUGCGACAGCCCCAGCCCCAGCCCCAGCAGGCGGCUGUGAGGCGGCCCAAGCGGCGGGCCCAGUUCGUGCCCUUCGGCUACCCUGGCGGCGGUUUCGGUGGCCCCGGCUUUGGCUUCGAUCGUCCGCGUCGUCAGUUUGGCGGUGGCUUUGGCGGUGGCUUUGGAGGACCGCAGUUCGGUGGACCGCAGUUCGGCGGACCGCAGUUCGGCGGCGGCGGUGGCUACGAGAACUUUGGCCAGGAACGGGAACAGCAGCAGAAUCGCAAGAAGAAUAAGAACCAGGCUCAUGGCAAUGCCAAUGCCCAGGGCGGACCCGGCUUCAAUCAGCAGGCGUCGACGAACAACCAUGCCAGCAACGGGAACACGGGCUCCAGCAGCAUCAGCUCGAACCUGGCCCAGGACGGCAGCAGCGGGCAGGUGAGCUCGGCGAACACCAACCAGAUGAACACCCAGACAGCCAAUGGCUACGACAACACGCAGGGCUCGCAGAGCCAGGCGCUCAACUUCAAGCCCGGGGAGCAGCAGGCGUCCAGCGCCAAUGCCAACACGCAGCACACGCAGCAGGGCAACCGGGAGACGGUCGGCUCCAACAGCGGCUCAACGGCGACGAACAACAACCAGUUCGGCUCCUCCACGAACACGGCCAACACCAACAGCCAGGUGGUGCGCGAGGGCAACAGGCAGGACGCGACCAGCGACGCCAGCAGCCAGUCCAUCUUCCAGGGCAAUGGCGGCCAGGGCAAUGCCGCCGCCAACACGAAUGCCCAGACGAGCUCCCAGACGGGUCCCAACGGCUACGUGAGCAACUCGGCCUCCAGCAGCGCCUCGGCCACCAGCCAGAACGGGCAGUCGGCCAAUGCCAAUGCCAAUGCGAGUGCCGGCGGCGCCGGCGGUGGCAACGGUGCGAGUGCGGGCGCCCAAGGCGGUGGCUUCAACGGCUUCGGCGGCGGCGGCGGCGGCGGUGCCAAUGCCAACAGCAACGCCUUCGGCGGCUUUGGCUUCUUUGGCCGUUAGUUCCCCGAUGAUCCCUCCAUGCAGGGAGUUUUAAGUUCAUUUUUGCAACAUUUAUUUGUGUUGUAUUUUUUUUGUAUUUUUUUUUUUUUGUCUUUGUUUGCCCGCACCCCGCACUGUCACUCACUCAAGGCACCUCUGGAAUAAAACUGCAUUUCCUAAUUUUAAA
Molecule: messenger RNA, 2392 nt
Organism: Drosophila obscura
Lineage: Eukaryota; Metazoa; Arthropoda; Insecta; Diptera; Drosophilidae
Exons: 3
Coding region: 421-2226 (601 amino acids)
Source: RefSeq, a predicted model, not a curated record